Messenger RNA from Ophidiomyces ophidiicola, 3807 nucleotides. RefSeq lists its product as uncharacterized. NCBI's taxonomy places the organism in Eukaryota, Fungi, Ascomycota, Eurotiomycetes, Onygenales, Onygenaceae. Gene Ontology annotation, biological process: endosomal transport; endocytosis. Gene Ontology annotation, cellular component: plasma membrane; cytoplasm. Gene Ontology annotation, molecular function: calcium ion binding; protein binding. The coding region runs from base 1 to 3807 and encodes 1268 amino acids. The record is from RefSeq and is a predicted model, not a curated record. The transcript has 6 exons.
AUGGCCGACGUAUCACAUCCAAACCUCAACCUGACGGCCGAAGAGAAGCGGGUGUUUUAUCAGUUGUUCCAGGCCGCUGACAAGACAAACCUGGGCGUUGUUACUGGAGAAGUCGCCGUUUCCUUCUUCGAAAAGACGAAUCUACCCGCGGAAACGCUUGGUCUGAUAUGGCAAAUCGCAGAUAAGCAGAAUCGCGGGCUUUUGACACCGUCGGGAUUUGGUAUCGUUUUGCGGUUGAUUGGCCAUGCUCAAGCAGGCCGUUCCCCAUCUGAAGAGUUGGCAUAUCAGCCUGGUCCAUUGCCGAAGUUUACAGGUAUCACACUGGAUGUUACACAAACCGGCCUUCCUGGAACGCCGCCUAUACCGACCGCCAGCCCUCCGCCUGGUCCUGGUCCAGCUAGGGUACCGCCAUUGAACCCAGAAGAUACUGCUAAAUUCCUUUCGCUUUUUGAGAGAUCAGAGACCCAGAAUGGACUUAUUUCCGGUGAGACGGCAAAACAAAUUUUUGAGCGCGCGCGGCUCCCAAAUGAAGUUCUUGGACGUAUAUGGAAUCUAGCAGAUACAAAACAACGGGGUGCUUUAGACGCUACCGAGUUCAUCGUCGCCAUGCACCUCUUAACAGCGUCCAAGACGGGUACCCUACGCAAUUUACCGCAAACUUUACCCCCGGGAUUAUUUGAUGCAGCUGGCCGACGGGGAAGUGUGCGCACGCCUAGCGGCUCACGCCCGGCCCCGGAUGUACCGCCCGUGCCAGCUAUACCAAAACAAUUCAGCGGCCCUGGGCCCAAUAGGACACAAAGCCCUCUCAGUCGUCCACCAAUAAGACCCGUAUCUAGUCAUAUGACUGGGAGCGAUUGGCUUAUCACGGCACAAGAAAAAGCCCAUUUUGAUUCGAUAUUUUCCACGAUCGACAGGCAGAAAGCUGGUUACCUAAGUGGAGACGAUGCCGUUGGCUUUUUUGCAAACGCUCAAUUGUCAGAAGAAGUUUUGGCACAGAUUUGGGACUUAGCUGAUAUUGACUCGGAUGGCCAGCUGAGCCGAGAGGAGUUUGCAGUCGCAAUGUAUUUGGUUAGACAACAGAGGGCUACCAGGGAAGCUCUACCUCAAGCUCUUCCGCCAGCAUUGAUACCUCCAAGCAUGCGCCGGCAAUCUGCUCCGCCUCCCAGAACAAUACAGCCGCAAAUCACUGGAGCUAGAUCUGCCACUGAAGAUCUUUUCGGACUUGACGUAUUCACAUCGCCCAUCCAAACAUCUCAGUCAACAGGCGGAUCAAAUCCUUCUUUUCAGGUCCCGUCAUCUCCCACACGUGCACCACCAUCUAAUACAUUCAAACCUUUUGUUCCAUCGUCUUCAUUUGGUCAGAGUUUGGCACCUCAAACCACAGGAUUAUCGAACAUUGGUGCCCAGCCGCGUUCCCCAGUCCCCCCCUCGGACGACCUUCUCGGUGAUACUGAUCCGGAAGAAAGCCAGAAGUUGACGCAGGAGACCUCAGAACUUGCCAACCUUUCCAACCAAGUUACCACACUCUCGAGGGAAAUGCAAAAUGUUCAGGAUCGACGUGGGAACUCAGAGGAAGACCUAGCACGCACCAAUAAACAAAAGCGAGACUUCGAAACUCGGCUUAGUCAGGCGAGGGCCAUGUAUGAACAAGAAGUGAAAGACUUCAAGGCUUUGGAGGAACGGCUGGCUGCAUCAAGGGCAGAAACCGGACAAUUACAACAAGAUUUCGCUAUGAUCGAUGGUAGCCGUCAGGACCUACAAAAUCAGUACAAUCAAGUUUUCGCGGCUCUCGAAGCGGAUCAGCGCGAAAACGCAAACUUGAAAGAAAAAAUACGUCUGGCGAAUGCUCAAUUAACCCAACUUAAGCCGCAGCUCGAAAAGCUUAGAUCCGAAGCUCGCCAACAGAAGGGGCUGGCGGCAAUCAACAAAAAACAACUUGCCACUGUUGAAGGAGAACGAGACCGCAUUCAAGAAGAAGUUGGCUCCAAUAAAGGCGCGCCUGAUGUUGAGAAUCCCAUGCCCAGCUCAGAAGAUGUCACAAGCCCUGCAGCGUCUAGUGUGAGCCAAGCAACAAAUCCAUUCUUCAAAAGAAGCGCAAGUGCAUCCACUGAGAAAGGACUCACCCCAAGUCAUUCUGGGCCUGAAGGUCAAAAUAAUGCUCAGAGUAUAUUUGAUAAUAUGUCUGGUCCAGCAUUUUCUUCCCCUCCUACAGCAUCUCCUCCCCCACCAACAACUUUCAAGACUGAAACAUCUUCCCCUCAGCCACGAAGUGAAGGCCCCUCUUCCGGAGCGGCAUCUCCCUCUGCCGCCCUCAAUCAGAUGCCUGACCCUGCUGAACAACCACCGCCUCCUCCACGAUCAAGACAGAUCACUUCCAGCGAGCUCCCUAUCCAGGGCCAUUUGGACCCAGAAUCUUCAUCAGUCAAAGCCUUUCCACCAGCAAGUAGAUUUGGUGGCGAUUCACAGGCCGACCAGGAAGGCAUUUCGCCGGGCGGAAAAGAAACAGUAUCCCCCAAAGAAGGGGAGGAUACCAAUCCUUUUGAUGGAGCAAUAAAAUCACUUGAUCGUUCAGAUUCACAGAAAUUCCCCACUUCUUCAAUACCAGGCGCUUUCCCAACAGGACAUUCCCCUCCAGAUUCUGCUAAAAAAGACAUUUCUUUUGACGAACUCUUCGCGGGACGCACACAUGAGCGUUCUCGAUCCCAAAAAGCCCUUGAUUUUGAAGAGGCUUUCGCUGCUAUGAAGAAAGACUCAAAAGGUGAUGCUGCUUCUACCAGCGAGCCAAAAACCGGCGGUGCAGCAACUGAAUUCCCACCCAUCAGGGAACUAAACGAUGACGACGAUGAUAGUACUGAUAGUGAAGGCCCUACUGGGUUCGACGACGAUUUUGCCCCUGUGACUCCAUCAAAAAAAGAUACUUCAACUCCAGCCAAAACGGACAACUCUACUCCAUUACCUGGUAUCAAUGCCCAGUCAUCACCGCCAACUUAUGACACGGCUGUACCGCCGCCACCUGCUGGCGCAGCACCCCCCGAGUUCGGAAGCCUGCUUCCUGGCAGAUCAGACCCAACCACUGCUGGAGAUGCCCCCCAUUCGGUCAUAUCAUCCACAGGAGCUCCAGUCGCUAGCGGCGUUCCACAGCCUUCCGUAACCACUAAAACCACUCCAAAGGCACCCGCAGAUUUUGAAGCUGCUUUCGCUGGCUUGGACCUCAAACCUGCAAAAGAAGUCGAAGAAGACGAUGAUGAUGAAGACGAUUUUGAAUCAUCGUUUAACAAAGACCCGUCGAAUUUCGAUAUGUCUUUUGAUUCUCCCGCUGCCCGAUCUAAAUUAGCCACUAACAGCAAUGUCUCGCAAAACACAUCGGGUCCCAGCGCCGCAAACGCUGAUUUUUUUAGCUUCAGCCCAGCGAAUACGCAACAAACAACCAAGGAAAAUCCGCCAGCCGCCCAGCGAAGUACUUCAACCUCUCCACCACCUCCCUCUUCUCAUGACUGGGACGCCCUUUUCUCUGUUCUUGACGAAGCCAAGGGGCAAAACGAUACAGGAAAGGCAAGCACAAACACCAAAACUACCGAACCACCCACAUUUACGGAGCCUUCACAAGCCAAUAUUAAGGCGACAGCGAGCCCUCCGCCCCAGACUAAACAGCCCGGAUGGGCGUUGAAUGCGGAAUCAGGAGAGGAUGAUCUUAUUCUACAACGUUUGACUUCUAUGGGCUAUGCUCGUGAUGAAUCUUUGGCAGCAUUGGAGAAGUUUGAUUAUAAUCUUGACAAGGCUGCUGAUUUCCUGGCAUCCAAAUCUUGA